GUUAUACCCGACCGUGUGUGUUUGGUUAGUUUAGGCACCGCUUUCACACCGGGCUUCAGGUCGUUUUCCAGGAAAAUCCAACUCCUUCCGUGGAUUCUUGCUGAUCUUCAUCACCGGGAACAACAGGCUGAGGACUUUUUAAAGAGCUGUAUUUGGUUACUGAGUAAGUGUGAGCUGGAACUGAGUCACCCGAAUUAAAGAGCAGUUCCUGAGGAUUUCUAUGAGAGUUCAUGUCCUGUGAUUCAGCCUGUACUCUGUGGCCGGUGCGUUCGAAGCAGCUUCCUCCUCUCGACCUCUGACCUCAGCCCCGUGGCAGCAGUGAUGAAGAUGAAGAUGAGGAUGAACUGCUCACACUGACGUGUGAAAGGAGGACGUAUGGACAGACAGGAAUCCUCGACAGGCAGGCGUUACCUAGCAGAAGAUUUUGGGAAUUCUUGGAAUUCCCUGUGUUAGGAAUACUGGUUCUUAAACAGAUUAAAAGUGUGAAGCUUUUAUUCCCUGAAGGAUCCUGAAAGAGAAGCUGAUAAAUAUCUCAGUUUUCUGUUCGGAGCCUCCAGAUGUUUGGUUGUUUCUGACAUCUUAUUGGAGGUUUAGGACCUCGAUCUGGGACUGCUUUCGUUUUUUUAUCACCAUCCCGCUCUCGGCUGGAGGAAAUGGAUCAAUCUCCACUGAAACGAGAACGGACGACAGGAAGUUGAUCCCUGCAGGGAGCGAGGUUGAGAGACAAACCGGGAACAUGUCGUGGAAGAGGAACUACUUUGCGUCGGGUGGCGGUGGCAGCGGCGUCAGUGGAGGCGGGGGAGGAGGAGGAGGAGGAGGCGGGACGCAGGGAAUCCUGGCCCCUCGCACCAUGACGUCCAUCGCUCCCAGCAAAGGGCUGAGCAACGAGCCGGGACAGAACAGCUGCUUCCUGAACAGCGCUCUGCAGGUCCUCUGGCACCUCGACAUCUUCCGCCGCAGUUUCCGUCAGCUGACCACCCAUAAGUGCAUGGAGGACUCGUGCAUUUUCUGCGCUCUGAAGAGCAUCUUCGCUCAGUUUCAGUACAGCAGUGAGAAAGUUUUACCGUCGGACGCUCUCCGCAGCGCGCUCGCCAAAACCUUCCAGGACGAGCAGAGGUUUCAGCUCGGCAUCAUGGACGACGCCGCCGAGUGCUUCGAAAACAUCCUGAUGAGGAUCCACUUCCACAUCGCAGACGAGACCAAAGAAGACAUCUGCACGGCCAGACACUGCAUCCCCCACCAGAAGUUUGCCAUGAUGCUCUUCGAACAGUGUGUUUGCAGCAGCUGUGGAGCCUCCUCAGACCCUCUGCCCUUCAUUCAGAUGGUCCACUACAUCUCCACCACCUCUCUGUGUAACCAGGCGGUGAAGAUGUUGGAGUCGAGGGAGAAGGCGACUCCGGGCAUGUUUGGGGAGCUGCUACGAAACGCCAGCAUGGGAGACCUGCGCAACUGUCCUAGUCAGUGCGGUCAGCAGCUCCGGAUGGCCCGCGUCCUCCUCAACAGUCCGGAGAUCAUCACCAUCGGCCUGGUUUGGGACUCGGAUCACUCGGACCUGGCUGAGGACGUCAUCCACACCCUGGGAACCUGCCUGCGCCUCGGGGACCUGUUCUACAGGGUGACCGAGGAGAAGGCUCGGCAGUCCGAACUCUACUUGGUCGGGAUGGUUUGCUACUACGGGAAGCAUUACUCCACCUUCUUCUUCCAGACAAAGAUCCGGCGGUGGAUGUACUUCGAUGAUGCACAUGUUAAGGAGAUUGGCCCCAAGUGGAUAGACGUGGUUUCCCGCUGCAUCAAAGGCCACUACCAGCCCCUGCUGCUGCUGUACGCCGACCCGCGGGGGACGCCGGUGUCUGUGCAGGACCUGCCCUCGCGCUUCGACCUCCACCACCUCAACAAGGCCUGUUACGACAGCGAAGACUCGGGCCGCGAGCCGUCGAUCUCCAGCGACACUCGCACCGAUUCGUCGACGGAGAGCUACUCAUACCGACAGCCCUCCCACUCGCAUCAUGAGUCCCUGGCCAGCCACUACUCCUCCGACUCCCAGGGAACCGUCAUCUGCACCGAACGCCCAGACGGAGCCCUGCACGCCUCGCUCUGCAGCCUGGAUACCAUAGGCCACGUGACGGACAGUGAGCAGCACCAGCCUCUGAGGAAGGGAGGCGGGGCCGGAGAUAGAAGGCGGAGCUCUAGCCGCCCCCGCCGAUCUAAACCUGACAAGGAAGCGUCGUCGGCUGGUUACCACAGUGAGGGAGAGACAUUAAAGGAGCAGCAGGUUCCUCGUCACCUCCCCAAACCUUCGUCUUCCUUCUCAUCAUCAACCAGUCGCCUGCGAGACUUCAAGGAGACCAUGAGCAACAUUAUCCACAGUCGCCCCCUCUCCUCCUCCUCCUCGACGUCUCUGCCAGCCGCCGGCUUCUCCUCUGAAGUCACCUCCCCCAGCAACAGCCACCAUCACCACCACCACCACCUCCCUCCCGGCAGCGCUGCUCCUUCCUCCUCCUCUGGUAAACCUCAGGACUGGGAGGCUGAGAGCACCAGCAGCGAGUCCAAGUCAAGCUCCUCUGGAGGAACAGGGAGGUACCGGCCGGCGUGGAGGCCUCGGAGGGAGGCGCUCAACAUCGACAGCAUCUUUAACCGCGAGAGGCGGAGACAGGCGGGGUACAGCCCCCUCGGAGCUCUGCUGCCCGACGACUGCGGAGCUCUGGACAUCUCCUCAGCCCAGGGGGAGGUGCCGGCUAUCAGGACGGGCUCCUCUUGGACUCUCCCCACCUCCUCCAUCAGCCACAGAGGAGCCGGAGACCGAUCAGGAGGCGGGAAUGAAGGUGGAGGAAGAGCUGAGCUGCCUCCUGCUCCUCCUCCCCCUCCUCCUCCUCCCAGGCUGAUUCAGAGGAUGGAGAGCGGCUACGAGAGCAGCGAGAGGAACAGCAGCAGCCCGGUCAGCCUCGACCUGAACCCAGGAGACAGGGAAUGUGCGCUGAGGAAGCCUUCGUUGUCCUCCUCUUCCUCGGGACCCUCAUGGAGGAACGCCCGCUCGAAGAGCAGCGGAGCUUUGCUGCAGGAGCUUAGCUCGUCCAGCGGGGGGAGCCUCGCGCCCUCUGCAGGCCGCAGCGAGCUGGACGAGCUGCAGGAGGAGGUGCUGAGGAGAGCGAGGGAGGAAGAGCAGCAGCGGCAGCAGGAGAAGGAGAGGGAGGUGGCGCUUGGCUUCAACCCGAGACCCAGCAAGUACCUGGACCUGGACCAGCUGCAGAUCCAGGGUAAAUCUGACAACUACGAGCGCUGUGUGUCGGACGCCGAGCUCCUGCUGGACCAGUCGGUGCGUCUGGAGCAGGCGGGCGAAGUCGCUGCCGCACUGUCAGCUGUCAACGAAGCUGUCUCCAAACUGCGGCCAGUGGCGGCUGAGGGCGGAGCUAGUACUCACAGCCGGCUGCAGCGCUGCAUGAGGAGAGCCCGCAGCCUGCAGCAACGCAUGCAACUGCAACUGCAGCAGCAGCAGGACUCAGAGGCAGGCAGAGAGAAACCACCACAGCAGCAGGAGGAGGAGGAAGGGCAGCAGCUCCAGGAACAGCACAGUGAAAAGCCUCUCUCAUGCCGAGUACUUCUGACAGAGAUGCACAGAAACCAAUCAGCUGCCACUCAGGAGCAGCAGACGCCACCUUCGCCUCCCUCCACCUGCCUCGUUAAGCCCCUCCCUCCCCAGUCCAGUUUGGUGGCUGAACCCGCCCCUCCGAGUUCACCUCGGCAGGACAGGAACAUCCUCUGUAAUGCCAGCUCCCUCCCUGCUCUGUGUGUGGACACACCUGUGGAAGACCCAGUUCCACCUCCACCUGAAGAGGCGGAGCCUUCAGUGCAGUGGACCAGAACGUCUCCUGCCUCUCUGCCUCCAGUACAAGCUCCACCCCCACCCAGGUUGUAUCCCCGAACCCCAUCACCUGUCGGGAUGGUGAACCCGGAGCCGUAUUACACCAGACAGCCACAGGCCCCACCCCCCGACUCUAGCCCCAGCCCUGUACUAGCCCCACCCCCUCCCACUCAUCCAACCAGGAACUGGUCCUGCUUACACCUGGACCAAGCUGAUGAUGUCGAUUCUCCCAGCCCACCAGUUGGCUCGCCCCUGUACUCACCGCCAGACUCCCCUGCCAUCGCCCCCACCGCGAGCCGCCUGGGUCCGCCCUCCCCCCCCCCACCCAGAGCGGCGUUGCCUGUGGAGCGCUGGGCUGAAAAUGUCAACAGGUAUUACGGCUCUCAGAGCACGGGGGGAGGAGGAGGGGACGCGACGCCUGGCGAGGAGCUUUCAGAGCUGGACUCACUGUACCAGGCCAGUCUGCUGGCUCCCAGCAUGCCCCGGGGCAGCCGAGGAGUCAGCCCUCAGCCCAGUGUCAGCAGACCAGGUGUGAGGAGGAUGCAGUCGGGACCUGGACGGUCGAAAACACCGACAGCUGAGAUCGAGAGGUACGCCUACAGAAGCCCGGCCCCAGCUCUGCAGCAGCCGCCGUCAGGCGAAGACGAGAGCUACAGCGCCGAAAACCUGCGACGCAUCGCCCGCAGCCUCAGUGGAACCGUCAUCGGGUCGCGACCCCAAAACCUCGGCCCCUCCCACAGCUGUGACCCCUCUGUGUCCAGACCCCCCCUCAGACACUCCUCCUCCUCUUCCCUCCUGCGUCACUCCAGAUCCUCCACUCUGCAUCUCCCCUCCACUGCAGAUCACUCCUCCUACCACCACCAGCCCCGACACCACGGCCCCUCUGCUCCUGCACCUUCUCCUCCCACACAGCACCCCCCCACGCAGACAUCACGGCCCCCCAGCUCAGGGCCCGCAUCCAGGGGACACUCAGGAGCUGGUGCGAGCGUCCAGCAGCAGUUUCUGGUUGUGUCUAACCGGCGUCAGACUCUCUCAGGUCAAGGCCUCCACAGCAUCCCGCUGAGUUACGGCACACUGCCUCGAGCUCCUCGCCGAGCCCCGCCUCCCUCCACCUCCUCCCUCCCCAGGCCCAGAGUCGGCACCGGUGCCGUUCCCCCUCCGGGACCGCAGAGCCUCUACGCCACCCUGCUCCGCCCUCGUCGCUCUGCCGGCGGCGCUAACAGCCAAUACGGGCAGCCAUCGCCGCCUGCUAACAUCAGCGGGUCAUCCGGCUACACCCCGCAGCUCAUCAGGUUGUCAGACGGCCCCGCCCACCCGCUCCGCCUGGACGUCCCCCCUGAGAGCGACUGGCGGCGUGAUGCCGACUACAGGACAGUCCAGCCUGGCUCCUCGUGGGACCCCCGCUCCGCUCGCCACCCACAGCCUCCUCGGCCCCGCAGGGCCCCCCAGCUCUGCUCGCUCUGCCAGCAGCUUCCUGCCGAGCCGGCGCGCUCCUGCUGCGCUUCCUGUGGCACCUACAUGGCUCAGUUCCGGCCGGCCAGCUGAUCGGAGCAAAGCUCGCCGCGGUGAGUUUUACUGCAAAUGUGACUCACUGACAUCGCAACGUGCCGACGGAUCGCCGUUCUGUCUGCACCGUGAUGAUGUCACUUUGGAGGAAAGCUCUCCGAUUGGCUCUGCAGCUUCGUCCGAGGAUCCGCACCCUGAAAACACCCAUCACGGUCCCAUUUUCAGACUUCCAUCAUGGAUCGGCUGCACUGACCUGCUCCUGCUGCUCCGGGCGCCUCGCUGAUCUCUCCCAUACAAACACGAAUGUCAGCUGGAUUCAAGCACAUCUGCAUUUCUAACAGGAAGCAGCGGAGCGACCACCUGCUGUGUGCUCAGUCCUCAGCUGUGAUUGGAUCAGUUUGCUUUUAGUCAGAUACUCUUUGUUCUUUGAGUCCUGAUCUGUAGAUUUUAGUGAAUCAUAGAGAAAUCUUUAAUUAUGGGUUGUGGGAACAUUGAGAAAUUAUAUUUCUGUAAAAAUUAAAAUGAUGCAUCUCUGCAGACCCAGACUGUCCAUAAAACUGGACGUAGUUGCUGUGACGUUAGUGGAUGAUUUUUAGAGGCUUUGUGUGACUGACGUCUGGUGCAUCCACGCGUCUCGUGUGAUAGAAGUGUUAGCGUACCAGUCAGUGCACAUGAACAUCAGCUCGUGUGUUUUCAGAGAAACAUCAUUUCAUCCAGAUGAACCUCUCAGCAUCCACCACGCCGACCCGGCGAGGGUUUGGAUUCAUUCGUCAUCACCGUCAUUAUAUUUUAGUCUGUUUGGAGGUUUUAGCUGAAAAACUGUAACACCAGUUUAAAGGUAGUGUCUGAGGUGUCAAACAUAGGUCCUGGGGGCCAGAACAGGCCCAUCAAAGGGUCCAGUCUGGACCACUUUGCAAACUAUGAAGAGGAAGGCUUAAACGUUUGGACUUUGUGACGAGGCAGAGGUCCGAGUUCCCUUCAGUUUUACAGGCUGACAGGAACCCUCGUGGCCGCCGUAAAACAUCAAAUGAAGUAAAAACGUUAAACAGACGAAACGUUUGUCGUUUUCGUGGAGGUUUCUUCGGCUGCAGAUUUGAUUUUUCAGUCUGUUAAAUGUUUUGAAAGGAGGAAACAUUUGAAGGCUCGUUACGUUUAAAUCAGGCCGUUUGAGGCCCUGACCCGGUCGCUGGUGACGGGUGGAUGUUAUGAAGGGCGCUGGCUCACGUUUGUAGGAAAUUGUUUGAAAUCUUUGUAGCUUUUCACAUCCUCAGCUCUGAUUGGAUGAGCAGCAGAUGCUGUGUUUGGCUGUGCAGGACUUCCUCUGAGCUCUCUAAAUAUCCUAUUUUUUUUUCUGUAGCUGUGCGUAGAUAAACUAACCUGAGCGUACUCACCUGUAGCCUGAGCAGGGCCGGCUCGUUUCUCUUCUGUAGAUGAUUUUAGAUGAAUAACCGCAGCUUUGUUUGAGCAGCUAAUAUUUAGCAUGUUUCCGGCUCACCUGACGCUGGUGUUCGUUUGUUGUCGUGACGACGUCUGUCAGCGCGGUGGCUCGACUGCUUUUAGUGCACUUUACAAGUGUCGACGAUAGACUUCCUUUCCCUCGUUGCCAAUUUCUUUCGGCUUCCCUCGUUUUUCCCCGCUCUGAUUGGCUCAUUAGAUUUUCUGCCAAGAAUCCAGUGCUGGCUCCGCCCACUCCGGUGGUGCAGGUGAGUUCAAACUAAAUCUGAUCUGAAGUCAAAGGUUCGAUUAAAAGCCUUGUGAUGGUUUAAGGAUCAGAGUUACUGUUUCAGAUCAGACGGAGUCAUUUUUACAUUGUGUUUGUUUCUUUUUGGGUUUUUGCUUUGCCAGGUUUUUUUUUUUGGUAUAUUUUUGAUGCUUAUUUUUCUACACUGUAGACUGAACAGAGAUGAUGAUUAAAAUGUUUAAGGAAAA
This is a messenger RNA of Archocentrus centrarchus (flier cichlid), 7294 nucleotides long. RefSeq names its product ubiquitin specific peptidase 54a (gene usp54a). The transcript is spliced from 22 exons. The record is from RefSeq and is a predicted model, not a curated record. Bases 737 to 5404 code for a protein of 1555 amino acids. Gene Ontology annotation, biological process: protein deubiquitination. Gene Ontology annotation, molecular function: cysteine-type deubiquitinase activity. NCBI's taxonomy places the organism in Eukaryota, Metazoa, Chordata, Actinopteri, Cichliformes, Cichlidae.